AUCAAAAUCAAAACCAAUAACAAAGGCUUUUAGAACUUGAAGGAGGCUUGUCGUUUUGCUGCAGAAAAUUGCGAAGCAAACGAAAAAGUUGACAAAUAAACGUUGAAAAGUGAUCCAAAUCGAAUAAACUAAGUUUUCCAGUGUAUUGUGUGUGUGCUCUGCGACGAUGGCCGCUCGUAAACUGAAUACGAUCGAAGAUCUAAGCGAAUCAUGGGUUGAGUUGAACUCCGGCAACGGGUUGGCAGCCGUCGAGAACGAAUACAUUCGCCUCCUCAGGGAGGCACAGAGGGAGAGCCGGGACUCCUCCGUGAGGCAUUCAAGAGCCUCCAGCGUUAAAGGCAGCCCGAAGUCUCCGCCUAACAGUCCGAACCUGGAGCCGUCCACGGAAGACGAGCUCAAGGGGGUCUACAUUAACUGCUGGAGGGACGAUUCCAACGACUGGGUGUGGGAAUGGAGUAGCAGACCUGACCAGCUGCCUCCUAAGGAUUGGCGGUUCAAGCACCCUCAAAGCGCACGCGGACCGCCCUCAGCCACUUCGUCCAUCGAAGUGUUGGAGCAGCAGUUAGUCGCUCCUAAUGCUCAACAGAACCAUUGCCUCUCCGUGCGUCGCACGUGCCUGUUCAGCCGCGGCGCCAUCGCGGCUGUGCUCGUCACCAACAUCGUCUCCUUGCUGCUCGGAGCUGGCAUCGGGGUCUGGCUAAGCAAGAAAGGUAUGCUGCCGCCCAGACUGAUCGUUCUUAACUGAACGCAUCCAAGACUGCGGGCGCGGCACACCCGGUCGUCUGUCCAUCGGGUGACGAUGGCACACGGACAAGGAACGUAAUACACGCGAAAACUGCUGCUGAAAUUUGAACUCUACGCCGUUGAUAUAACGUUCAGAAUUGAAUGACUUGUAGAAUAGAAACUACAGGGAUGAAACUGCUGCAAAUAUAUUUUGAACUCUACGCCGUUGACAUAAGGCUCAGAAUUGAUUGUCUUGCGAUACACAACAGGGACGAAAACUGUUGUUAAUACAUUUUGAACUCAAGUAACGUUUAAAAUUGGUUUUCUUGAGUUGAACUAAGAUCUAUUCAAGUAAUAAUGUUUCAAGUUUAGCUCAAAAUAUACAGUUUUUGUAUGAAUUUCUGAAUAUUAUAGUUUCCAGCAAAAAUGGCACCUUUUACAGAUGUACAGUCAGCCUCAAAUAUUUCGUGACACCAAGUAGCCAACAAGUUCGCAACACGCUUGGGUUUUCGCGAAUGAAAGAUCCGCUAGAUGGCGGGACGUGGAUGGGGUCUGACUGCUGCGUGAUUGGUGGAUUUUGACAUAUCUGUCAAUGUCAUGUCAAAAAUAACCAAUCAUGCAGAAUUUGGACCUCGCGUCUACGUAUUGCCAUCUGGUGGAUUUUUCAUUCGCGUAAACCCUCAUUGGAAUAAGGUUGUGUUGUUAAUUUGGCCACUUUGGGUGUCACGAAUUAUUUGACGCUGACUGAACUGUAACUUUUUCAUUUCUUUUCUCAAAUGCCUUAAGAAUAUUGGAUCAAUUUAUUUAAAAAAAUGCUUUAUUUCAAAUAUUUAUACAAAAAAGUCUGUGAACUGUGUUAUGUCGCGCCCUUAUAAUGUUAGUAUGUAUUGUUAACAUUAACAAUUGAAGAGCAAAGUAAGUAAAUAACAUAAUCCCCUCAUUUUUGAAGUUAAAAAUAUAUUUAUUUUGAACUCUUAUCACUUUUGAAUAAAGAUGUUUUUAAAUAUCUAGCUCGGUAAAAAGCGAGCCAAGUUCUUCAAUCGUUAAUGUUACGGAGAUGUUAGCGAGUCGGAAAUAUUAUAAUAAAAAAAAAACUAAAAAAAACAAUGUAUUGUAGAUGUAGACCAUUUUGUAUUUUUAAUACUUGCAUCUUUCAAUCUCUUACCUUCGCGACUAUUAGACUCGAAGUAUACUUUAGGCUUAAGUCUAUAAGGUCUUUUUUUGAAUAAAAAUAAACAGGUAUAUAGAAAAAAGACUUAAGACUUUUUUAAAUUAGGCUUAAGACUAAAACUUAUAUAAGUCUUCGUUUUAAUUUAGGCUCAAGUCUUGAAAGUCUUUAUGCGUCGAUACAAACCGCGAAUAUCUAAAUAUUUUUUUAUAUAAUGCCUAGUCUAAGUAUAUGAAUUUUACUUUGAUUCUUGUCACUUAUUAAUAUAAUAUUUAAUUUAUAUAGUGACAGUUUUUAAUGCGAAAUGGCUCUAAAAACAUGCACUUUCUAACUCAAUCAUCAAUCAUCAACAGCCCUUUACAGUCCACUGCUGGACUAUGAGCCUCCUCCACUAUAGUGGAGGGUUUUGCCAUAAUUCCCACGCUUGGCAGGCGGGUUGGGAACGCAGUUUAAAAGAUUGAUGUUUUUCAGAGAGCGCUGCUGCCCGUUCUCUGUUUGAUGUAUGGACCCUAAGUCGCCUCUAACUGACUGUUUAAUAUGAAAGUCAGUGUCAAAUAGUUCGUAACACCCAAAGUAGCCAAAACUUCGCAACACGUCUUUGUUACAAUUGGAAUAAGGUUGUGUUCUCAACUUUUUGGCCACUUUGGGUUACUGUACUGUAUAAAGUAUGAAAAAUUGCUUGAAAUUCCAGAUUUUUUUUGUCUUUCGUAAUUUUUCUCUAUGUAGAAUCAUAGAGACCUGCCUUUUGUAAGUUCUUUAGAGUCAUUUCGGUUUUUACAUGGUGAUUAUUGAAUGGUAUAGUUUGGUGAAAAGGGUGUUUAUUGUUGAAAACCUGUGGUUUAAAAUGAAAAAAAAAAAAUAUCUUGAACCUAACUUAGACAUACCACUGGCCUUAUCUUAACGUACACUAUAGAAGAAAACUAACGUAUUUUCUAGGAAUAUACGAUUGAAUAUUCACCAUGUAACUAAAGUAGAUUUUGUAUCUUUAAAAUCCUAAGUAUACUGUCCUAAAAUGUGAUUGUCCAUAUCAGAUAUUCCAAAGGAAGGUGGAUUCGAUGUUGUAAUGCCAAACUUUGCAUUCUAUGUAUAUUUUAAUCCUCAUCAUCAGGAAAUUUAGUUUCCACUGCAGGAUUUACUCUAAUUUACCAGAGGCAUAUGGGCAUUUGGCCUAUUUUUUUCAUAACUACAUCUCUAUUUGAGUUUCUCUAACUUUCUUCUUAAGACUUUUUGUUUCCUAAAACCAAAUGUUUAGAAUUUUAAGGCGCACGGUAGUGCACCAAGCCAAGUUCGGCGUUACAACUACAAAAUUCGCCAGAACCACGUAUCCACACAUUGUCACACUGUGAUGUUUUAUAUAUAUACAUGAAAAUUUUAUAUGUUUAUAAAGCUGGGAGCAUUGUAUUAGAGAAUUGUAGCGGGAAGUAUCUCGAUUGAUUUUUUUUGGUUAAUUCUUUUUGUUUAACUAUUUUUUAUAAAAAAUGGAGAAGAUAGAAAUGGAGAACAUUGUUUUUCUGAUUUAUUUGUGAUAAAUUUUUGUAGAUUCAAACGUAGUAGAAAUUGUUAGCGAAAAAGUUAUUUUUUCACAAAAUGACGAAUUUCUUCAAUUGAUUUGAGACUUUUUGCCGUUUUUAUAAAGUUAAAUAUCAAUUGAGCUCUAUCGUUUUGUAGUGAAUCGCUGCGCUAGCGACCAUUUUAUGAAAAAUGGAUAAUUAAUAUUUUUUUAUGUUUAUAAGUACGUAAAAAUGGUGUUUUAAUUUCUUUUUCCAAAUAAUCUGAAUAUCUUCAAAUAUACCAUAAGUGGUAAUAUAAUAUUUAGUUAAGAGUCCGCUAGCUUUUUAUUUUAUUUUUGAAUAAAAUUUUGUUGGUAUAAUUAUGUAAUAGCCACACGGGUGUAUUAUUUAUUCACCAAAACACUUAUUCAUAAAAAUCAAAACAGUUUUGUUAACAAAUUUUGCGUCUCCUUCUGCUUCAUUAAGAUGAAAAGAGAGAAUAUUGUUUGAUUUAAAAUGAUGUUGCAAAAGUGUUUUGAUUUUUAUGAAUAAGGGGCUUAGUUUGAAGCAUUACUUCUAAUUAUUUAUUCAGUUGUGUUCGUGUGACUAUUAUUAUAAUUAAUGUGCUACAAUGUUACAAAAUACUAGCUUCUUCUGGGGAAAAUAUACAAUUUCUGCAGUUUUUUUCUACUAAACCUAAACAAAACUUACUAAUUUCGCUUUCUAUUAAGCUUUAUUCAUAUAACGAUGGUUGUAGUAAUUUUCAAAUUACAGUACCAUAUUUGCAGUCAUUUUAACAGUUUUCUCUCAAGAAAAAUCUAAAGAAUUUUCCACCGUAACAAAAUUAACAAAAUAAGCAACUUGGCUUGUUUUUUGCUCAAAAAGUGAACUCGGAAGUUAGUAUUUUGUAAAAUGUUGGCGAAAAUGAUACACUUCGUUUCGACGGUGAUGUAAAUAAUUUACAUGUUUCACGUGUCAUUUUAUUCACUAAGAUAAGUGCUUAAAAUAUAAGAAUAUGCAUUUUAUGAAAAA
Molecule: messenger RNA, 4413 nt
Organism: Ostrinia nubilalis (European corn borer)
Lineage: Eukaryota; Metazoa; Arthropoda; Insecta; Lepidoptera; Crambidae
Gene: BNIP3
Product: BCL2/adenovirus E1B 19 kDa protein-interacting protein 3
Exons: 7
Coding region: 167-745 (192 amino acids)
Biological process (GO): positive regulation of apoptotic process; mitochondrial outer membrane permeabilization
Cellular component (GO): mitochondrial outer membrane; mitochondrial envelope; nucleus
Source: RefSeq, a predicted model, not a curated record